CAGUCACAGCGGCACAACUACAGACCAAUCAGAUCACCCAACGUCAUCCUUCUACGGGAUCCCGACGGGGACAAAAGGAGUUUGACUCGCGUAACGAGACUGAAAGGAAAGCGCAGCAGAGCAUUUCAGAUUCACUCCGCUCCGCUGGUGGCCUCCUGCAGCCAUGUCCUCCUCCCCAGAGAUCGCCUCCCUCUCCUGGGGCCACAUGAAGGUGAAAGGCUGCUCCUCCAGCUACAAGGACUGUAAGGUGUGGCCCGGAGGCAGCCGGGCCUGGGACUGGAGGGAGACCGGCACCGACCACCACCCAGGAGUCCAACCUGCCGACGUGGAGGAGGUGCUGAGGAAGGGAAUCGACCUGCUGGUCAUUGGCAGAGGGAUGAGUGAAGCUCUGCAGGUUCCCUCCGCCACUCUGGACUUUGUGAAGCAGAACGGCGUCGACGUCAGAGUCCUGCAGACGGAGAAGGCCGUGGCCGAGUACAACAAACUUGCCGGCCAGGGCGCCAAGGUGGGCGGGGUCUUCCACUCCACCUGUUGAAGGUGUCCCCUUGUCUGGCUGCACCUACAGACGACGGGGGAGGAAGCCUGUAGUGAACCGUGACACCACAGGCUUGGGUUUCGCUAAAUGAAAAGGUGGCUACGCCGUCAAGCUCUCAGCGUUUGUCAGCGCUGCGCUGCAGAAGAUCACUGGCCACUUUUUAGAGAGAAUUAAUAGAAAUCUUUAUGUUUAGAAAUCUGUGAACUCAUCUUUGUAUAUUCGGUUCUAGAUGAAGAGAUAAAACCUGUCGACUAACCGUCGCCGCAACAUGGAGAAAUUCAGUUUGUCAGUAAAUAGUUCCAAAGUUUACUUGACAUCAAACUGAGUAAUGAAAUUCAUGUACAUUCGACCAGAUCACUGCUGAUGAGUGUACAGAUCAUUUUCGAUGAGGUGAACGUUCGUCUGCUUGUUUGCUACAGCAAAAAUAAAAUUAGAAAACUAA
Scophthalmus maximus (turbot) is the source of this 977-nucleotide messenger RNA. RefSeq names its product adipogenesis associated, Mth938 domain containing (gene aamdc). The record is from RefSeq and is a predicted model, not a curated record. Bases 164 to 535 code for a protein of 123 amino acids. The transcript is spliced from 4 exons. Gene Ontology annotation, biological process: positive regulation of fat cell differentiation. Gene Ontology annotation, cellular component: cytoplasm. Lineage: Eukaryota; Metazoa; Chordata; Actinopteri; Pleuronectiformes; Scophthalmidae.